AUGGCGUGUCUGCGGCAGCAGCAGCGGGUCCAAUCUCGCAAGCUAUCGACCUCGGGUUUCCAGAGUGAUCCUCUGCCACAAGAAAGCCGCGAUAAGGCACUGCAGCGGUCUGUAGUCGGAAGCAGCAGGCCACUGCAUACUUCCAGACCCUUGUGCCGCGAAGCAGACCAGCAACGACAAGCGGUGCCGUUAGGGGACUUCUACACCGAUAUUCUGGCAAAUCCAACUCCCAAGAAGUCGAAAGAGGAGACGAGCCUCCCUACGUUCGUCCAGUCAGGGGACAAAUCCAAAGAAGAGAGGGCUAAGAUGCUUUUUGGCUCAAUCGAAGGCUCAGGAUACGAGCGGCACACUUAUGACAAACCAGACAAUACGUGGCGGACUAUCAAUGGUGUGCCCGUACCUCCGAGGCCUGCUGAGCCGGACAACUGCUGCAUGAGCGGCUGCGUACACUGUGUUUGGGACGACUAUCGGGACGAUAUUGAGUCUUGGGCUUCGCGAGUUGCCGAGGCACAGGCGAAGUCGCCCAAGAAGCGCGCUCACGGGAGGACCCCCAAGAUCGAGAUGUCUAGGCCAGAGGUAGACAACGCCUCAGGCAGUAUGGACGACGACGGGGGCGGAAGCGAGGCUCUCUGGACCACACCUUCGAGCUCGACCGAUGAGGACGACGUGCUCUUCCAAGGCAUCCCCGUCGGCAUUCGGCAUUUUAUGGCUACGGAGAAGAGGAUCAGAGAGCGUAGACGUGCAAAGAGGGAGAAGGGUGCAUCGGUGGAUGAUUACGAGUGA
Molecule: messenger RNA, 783 nt
Organism: Cladophialophora carrionii CBS 160.54
Lineage: Eukaryota; Fungi; Ascomycota; Eurotiomycetes; Chaetothyriales; Herpotrichiellaceae
Exons: 1
Coding region: 1-783 (260 amino acids)
Cellular component (GO): mitochondrion
Source: RefSeq, a predicted model, not a curated record